Messenger RNA from Funneliformis geosporum, 169 nucleotides. Lineage: Eukaryota; Fungi; Glomeromycota; Glomeromycetes; Glomerales; Glomeraceae. The record is from the annotation of a GenBank genome assembly.
AUGGUUAAAAUAAAAGAAUUGAAUGCUGAACAAUAUGGGGCAAUUCUUUACGGCUACAAACGAGAGACUAGUUCUGCAAUACCAAAAAAACGUUGUGGUCCAAAGCCACUUUUUAAUUCAAAUGCACAAUCUUCACUCAAAAAGAUUGUUAUACAAAAUUCGAAGCAUC